Molecule: messenger RNA, 1159 nt
Organism: Propithecus coquereli (Coquerel's sifaka)
Lineage: Eukaryota; Metazoa; Chordata; Mammalia; Primates; Indriidae
Gene: ZNF428
Product: zinc finger protein 428
Exons: 3
Coding region: 421-999 (192 amino acids)
Source: RefSeq, a predicted model, not a curated record
UCCCCCUCUGCACACGCACGCGCGAGCCCUGCAGCUUCUCGUUCUUUCAGGCCGCGGACUGUACCAAGUAAAUCCGGGCAACGAGGGACAAAGCGCGGAAUCCUCUGCGCGGGUCCUGUCCACGGCCCGACUCGGGGAGCCCCUCUUCCACAGCGCGACAGGAAUGGUCUAUCUCACCGCGCAAGCGCCCUAGGCCCCUUGCGCCCCCUCCUACCCUACUUGCAGCGCAGGCGCAGAGCCCGGGCGUGCAGCCGCCACCGCAGAGCCGGAGCGGGGGUCGCCAGCGCCGCAUCCCCCUCUACCUGCCAACAUCCCUGUAUCAGCGAACUUGCGGCCGGAGGUGUGGUUGUGGAGAGCUGGCCAGGGAGGGACGCUGCUCAGCUGCUGCUCUGCUCCUGUCUCCUGUCCCCUCCCCUGGCCAUGACAGAGACCCGUGAGCCAGCUGAGACUGGAGGCUACGCCAGCUUGGAAGAAGAUGAUGAAGACCUUUCCCCAGGCCCCGAGCAUUCCUCUGACUCAGAAUACACUCUCUCAGAGCCGGACUCCGAAGAGGAAGAAGAUGAGGAGGAGGAGGAAGAAGAGACCACCGAUGAUCCUGAAUAUGACCCUGGCUACAAGGUGAAGCAGCGCCUGGGUGGGGGCCGGGGGGGCCCAUCCCGCCGGGCCUCCCACGCAGCUCAGCCCCCAGGCCCCCCGGCCCAGCCCUGCCAGCUCUGUGGCCGCUCACCCCUUGGGGAGGCCCCACCGGGCACCCCUCCCUGCCGGCUCUGCUGCCCCGCUACAGCCCCCCAGGAAGCACCAGCCCCUGAAGGCAGGGCCCUGGGGGAGGAAGAGGAGGAGCCGCGUCGGGCUGGGGAGGGCCGACCAGCUGGGCGGGGGGAGGAAGAGGAAGAUGAGGAAGAGGAGGGCACCUACCACUGUACGGAGUGUGAGGAUUCCUUCGACAACCUAGGGGAGCUGCACGGCCACUUCAUGCUGCACGCCCGGGGUGAGGUGUAGGCAGAGCCCCCCACCCAGGGAGCUUGGCAGAAGGGGUGGGGUGGGAGGAGGGGGCUGAGGAAAUUGGGGUGCUCACAGCGGACAUGGGGGAUAGGGUACCGCCGAUCUGUGUUGUCCUAGGAGUAGACGUGUGAAGGCCAGAAUAAAAGCCAAAUUCUGU